AAAGGAAACAUGAAGAAUUAGAACCGAUGUGCAAAUAAAAUAACACCCAAGUAUACUCGACCCACUUCAACUAUAAACAGAGGUGACAUAGAUAUUUUGAGUUCUGCACCAUCUUUCUGUGUCUGUGACCUAAAUCUAAGUUCAUGGCUAAGGUAGUAAGAGGAGGAGGAGCAGAAAAGAAGAUUAUGGUGGCCAUUGAUGAGAGCGAGAACAGCCACUAUGCUCUCGUUUGGGCACUCGAUUAUCUCAAAGAAUCGAUAAAGAACUCGCCGCUUGUGAUCUUCAUGGCUCAACCUCCGACCAAAAGUAAUUACACCUUCGCCGCGCCUCUCGGUUCUGCUCGCUUGUACUGCCCAGUUUCAGCCACUCCAGACUUUGUUACCUCUGACAAAGAAAAUAAAAAGAAGCUUACCUUGGCUUUUCUGGAGAAAGCUAAGGAGAUAUGCUCUAGUCGUGGGGUAAAUGCAGAGAUAGCUACGGAGGUAGGGCAUCCUAGGACAGCCAUAUGUGAUGCAGUUCAAAAGUUCAACAUCAAAUUACUUAUUUUGGGUGAGCAUGUCCUUGGAAAAAUCGAAAGGGCUCUUAUAGGGAGUGUGAGCAGCUACUGUGUUCAGAAUGCAAAGUGCCCUGUCCUUGUUGUGAAGAAACCCUUAGCAGCAAAUUAAACUUUCUACACUUCCAACUACCAGUUGUUUUAUGACACAGUUUGUUGCAAUCCUAGUUGAUACGAUUUGAAUGUAAAUAAACUACAGAAUCGAAGAUUUUCUGACGUGUGGAUAUUGACUCUAAUGUUUUGUAAACACAUUGAAAGGUGAUGUAAUUGAAAAUUUUAGAUCUUCCUGUGGAACA
This is a messenger RNA of Carya illinoinensis, 849 nucleotides long. RefSeq names its product universal stress protein YxiE-like. Lineage: Eukaryota; Viridiplantae; Streptophyta; Magnoliopsida; Fagales; Juglandaceae. The transcript is spliced from 4 exons. The coding region runs from base 144 to 665 and encodes 173 amino acids. The record is from RefSeq and is a predicted model, not a curated record.